CCGAUUUUCACUCUCAGAAAAGCCAUGAGCAACAGUACUCCCUCUCCUCCCUCUUUCCUAGGCUUCCAUCUGGCUCUCGUACAACUUGGUCAGAUUGGAGCGGACAAAACCAAAAAUCUGCAACAUGCACGAGACAUGGUCCUCAAGGCAGCAACUGGAGACAAUGGAAAGCAUCCCAAACCAGAUUUGAUAGUCCUUCCGGAAUGUUUCAACUCGCCUUACGGCCAUGUUCAUUUCCCGAAAUAUGCAGAGACCAUAGGGUUAUCUUCUGGUCAACCUUAUGAUGCCGCGAACAGCAAAAGUGAAAGUGUACAAAUGCUUUCGCAAGUAGCUAAAGAUGCGGAUGCAUGGCUCAUUGGAGGGACAAUUCCCGAGCGCGACGCUUCUGAUGCUGAGAAAGUCUACAAUACCGCGACCGUGUACUCACCAAAGGGUGACUUGGUCGCUAUUCACAGAAAAGUUCACCUGUUCGAUAUUAACAUCCCAGGAAAGAUCACGUUCAUGGAAAGCCGAACUCUGACAGGGGGAGACUCGCUCAACUUUUUUGACACUGAAUUUGCACGAAUUGGUCUCGGAAUAUGCUAUGACAUUAGAUUCCCCGAGAUGGCUAUGAUUGCGGCAAGGAAAGGCGCGCAUGCAAUGAUUUAUCCGGGCGCUUUCAAUUUAACGACGGGACCCAUGCACUGGGAGCUACUUCAACGAGCAAGGGCGGUGGAUAACCAGAUUUACGUAGCUAUGUGCAGUCCAGCACGCGACAUGUCAGCAGGAUAUCAUGCGUGGGGUCACUCCAUGAUAGUUGAUCCAAUGGGUAAGGUCAUAAGCCAGACGGAGGAGACCGAAGACAUCGUGUACGCUUUCAUAGACCCAGAGGUCUUCCAAGAAGCUCGUGCGGGAAUUCCCGUCACGACGCAGCGCCGCUUCGAUGUGUACCCCGACGUCUCGGUGAACCGGUAACUCACAUCCUCUGUGACGGCCUUUGCUUUCUUUUUCGUUACCUCCCGAAAUUCUUGGGCAACUUUGCGCAUACGCCUUCGGAGUCGGUUAAGAAGUGGCGGAAGUUGAAAGUACGAAUUUCGAUGACGUUUGUAAUUUGAGCAAGCUAUGAUUUCCAUUCUGUACUUUGAGAAAAUAAGGAUAGACAAAGCAAU
Fomitiporia mediterranea MF3/22 is the source of this 1148-nucleotide messenger RNA. Its product is annotated as carbon-nitrogen hydrolase. The record is from RefSeq and is a predicted model, not a curated record. The transcript is spliced from 11 exons. NCBI's taxonomy places the organism in Eukaryota, Fungi, Basidiomycota, Agaricomycetes, Hymenochaetales, Hymenochaetaceae. Gene Ontology annotation, cellular component: mitochondrion. Gene Ontology annotation, molecular function: omega-amidase activity. Gene Ontology annotation, biological process: oxaloacetate metabolic process; L-glutamine metabolic process. Bases 25 to 954 code for a protein of 309 amino acids.